Messenger RNA from Anarrhichthys ocellatus (wolf-eel), 2508 nucleotides. It is a transcript of the gene hsd17b7, whose product is annotated as hydroxysteroid (17-beta) dehydrogenase 7. Gene Ontology annotation, biological process: cholesterol biosynthetic process. Gene Ontology annotation, cellular component: endoplasmic reticulum membrane. The coding region runs from base 289 to 1209 and encodes 306 amino acids. The transcript has 9 exons. NCBI's taxonomy places the organism in Eukaryota, Metazoa, Chordata, Actinopteri, Perciformes, Anarhichadidae. Gene Ontology annotation, molecular function: estradiol 17-beta-dehydrogenase [NAD(P)+] activity; 3-beta-hydroxysteroid 3-dehydrogenase (NADP+) activity; 5-alpha-androstane-3-beta,17-beta-diol dehydrogenase (NADP+) activity. The record is from RefSeq and is a predicted model, not a curated record.
UUAUCGUUUUUAUUAUAAAACUCAAGUCUGGCAUGUAAAGGUGAAUGAAUUCACAACAUAAGAGACAUUUCCUCAAGGUCUCUUUUUAGUCAUUUGUAUCUGUUGGUUGACUACAGUGGUGGAAUGUAACCACUGCGAGUACAUCAAGUACUGGACAAUUUUGAGGUACUUGAGUAUCUCCCUUGUCUGCUACUUUACACUUCUCAGAGUGGCAUUGGCCUGGUGCUGUGUGAGCGUCUCCUCUCUCAGGACACGGAGGGCCUCCAGCUGUGUCUGGCCUGCAGGAACAUGCAGCGGGCUCAGGCCGCCCGAUCGGCCCUCCUCGUCUCUCACCCCGGCGCCCAGGUGGACCUGCUGCAGGUGGACACCAGCAGCAUCUCCUCCGUCAUCGCCUCUGCACAGGAGGUCAAACUCAGGUACAACCGUCUAGACUACCUCUACCUGAACGCAGGCAUCAUGCCAAACCCACAGUUUGAUGUAAAAGCCUUUUUCAAGUGCCUCUUCUCCAGUCGCAUCGUCGCCAUGUUUGCCACCGGUGAGGGGAUUCUCACGCAGAAGGACUGCGUCACCCCCGAUGACCUCCAAGAAGUUUUCGCGACCAACCUCUUCGGUCACUUCCUACUUAUCAGGGAGCUGGAACCGGUCCUGUGCCACGCGGGCCAGACGUCGCAGCUGAUCUGGACGUCCUCCAGCAACGCUCACCGCUCAGCUUUCAACCUCGAAGACAUGCAGCACCGGGGAGGCACCCAACCUUACAGCUCCUCCAAAUACGCCUCCGACCUGCUCAGCCUGGCGCUCAACACACACUACAACAAACAGGGUUUGUACUCGUCCGUCACUUGUCCUGGUUUUGUGAUGACCAAUCUGACCUACGGGAUCCUGCCCUCCUUCCCAGCCGUCCUCUGGACUCUGCUUAUGCCUGUCUUUUGGCUUAUAAGAAUGUUCACCAAUACUUUCACCCUGACCCCUUAUAACGGAGCUGAAGCCCUGCUCUGGCUAUUUAAGCAAAAGCCUGAAUCACUGGACCCUCAAGCCAAGUACCACAGCCUAACAUCUGGUCUAGGAAACAGCUACACACGUCCACGAAAGAUGGAUAUCGAUGUGGAAACAUCGGAUGCUUUGUAUGAGAAAUUGCUGCAACUGGAACGUGACGUGAGAAAGAAACUGAAGGAAAGACAGAAAGAAUCACAGUAUUCCUGCAGGACGUGAUGCGUGUCACACAGUUCUGGGGUUUGAGAGUAUUUCAUUCCUGUCUGGCAUACAUUUGUUUCAGACCUCACAAAACAUGGCAGCAUGAAUUCACAGCACAAAUAAACAAGUUACAGUGACUAUAUGCAUAUAAGCAUGAUGUAAAAUGUCUGUUAUAGGACAAAACAACUAGAGUUGUGUAUGUUGUUAGAGUUUGGGUAAAUAAAAGUGAGUAUCAUCCUCUUCUUUUUAGUCCAUCACUCCGUGAAGAAUGAUAUUACAUGAGGGGAGCCACACAGAUAUGCACACAUGGAUGUGAAGGCUAGGUCACCAACUUUUCAGGACUUUGUUCGAUUUGGUUGCUAAUCCCCCGAUCCUCGCGGUAAAACGUAGUGCAGUCUGCCAGCAGACUGUCCGUGUCGUCCCAAAAGUUUACAUACGUGGUCUGCGUGAGCCCCUCAGCUGCGGUGUACGGCGGCGCCGGCAGAUGCGCAACGUUGCAAGCGCACCUGAAAUUCCGCUCUGGCGGGUUCGGGGCCGCGCGAACCCAGUAGCCGUCUCCGCGUCCCGCUGUUGUCUUCCCUGUUCCGCACUCCUCCUCUUCCUCCUCCUCUCCGCUCAGCUUCGGGUUGCAGAAAGCCCACACCAUCCCGCAGAAGUAGACGAAAAACGAGCCCAUGACCAUGGCCAUGAGCGCGUAGGACUCUAUCAUGGCUUUGGCGACUGGAGAUGUCAUCUCUCCGAUCACAUGCAGGAAUUAGAAUCAGUCGAGUUGCCAAAGUGCGUUCAGGAGGGACUGACGGUCCGACUGGCGUCAUCCAGUGGGUUGGACCACUUCAACAUCUUCCAGUUUAGUAACGUGAGAUAUAGAGACAAAUAGAAAAGAUGUGGCUGCUUUUGUUGCCACCUCUCUUUAAACUAAAAUUAUACUAAAAUGAGCAUUAUGACAGCAAAAGUCAAACUGUAGGAGCAAUAAACUCAGGUUUAUGUUAUUAACAAAAAUAACAUUGAACAAAAACUAUAAUUAUACAUAUACAUAUAAGGAAAGCUUAAUUUGUCUAUGUUUAAGGAUAUACAGUAUAUGUGUAUAUAAACAUACACUUUACUCCAUUUACUCGAAGUCUCUUUCUGCUCAUAUUGUCAGUCUGGUUGAACCGUUGUGCAGCGUUUUGUUCUCCAUAUAAAAAAACAAGCCGUUAAAAUAACAUCUAUUGUUUGGCUUUUGUAUGGUCUUUGUAACAGACCUUAAAGGUACAGUGUUUAGCAUUUAGGGGGAUCUAUUGGCAGAAAUUGAAUGGUAUAUUAAUAAGUAUGUCUAUC